UAUUGCUUCUGUGUUUAUUUUACACUUUUUAAGUAAGAAAGGAAGACGGUAAUGCGAACUUAUCGUACUUUAUGUGGUAGAUUAGAUUCUAUUAGAGAUGUACACUUAAUUAUGUCAUCGCUUGAACACCUUCACUGCACUCGAGCGAUGUUUCACCACAGGCCGGUUAAUGUCUUUCAUAGCUGUGACUUUCACCUCUUACCUCAUAGACGUAGUAGCUCCAGGUGCUCUUGUUUAUUUGGAGUUCUGCUGCUGAAGUCAGACACAUAAACAUAAGAUCAUAUGAAGAUGUAGCCACUCCAGCUUAUUUCACGCAAUGAUUUAACACCCUAACGCUAUCUGGGUGUUGGGUUAUGUUAGAUUAGGUUAGUGUUAGGUUAGGUUAGUGUUAGAUUAGGUUAGGUUAAUCUUAUCGCGAAAUAAGCUUAGGAUUAAUCUUUAGUUGAUCCCAUAUUAGUGUGUAUUAACUCAAGUGUUCGCUGGCCGGAUUGUACGCUAUGUUAGUUCAUGUAUGGUUAGAGUCUGGCAGCUGCCCAGGGCACUCAGUAGUGCCUCCUGCCUGCCUCUCAUCACCUGCCUCACCUCGGCUGUGUUUAUCACAGGUGAGCGAAGAUGGCGGAGGCUGGAGGUAGACAGUGGCAGUGUUUCCUGGCCACACCUGGGGAGCGUCUCGCUUACCUGCGCCACUCUGGCCACCUGUCUGAUAUCACCCUCACCUUCCCUGGCCACCACACUAUCAUUCAGGCCCACCGCUGGGUGCUGGCCAUGAGCUCUCCUGUGUUCGAGGCCAUGCUGUACGGGCCGCUGGCUGAGGGAGACGUCCUUGCCUUGCCGGAGGAUCCACCUGACGCUUUCGAGUGGCUGCUUGACCAUUUGUACCUAAACCACACCCAGCUGCCGGGGGUGCAGCUGGCUCUACAGGUGUACCAUCUGGCUGCCAAGUACCAGAUGGAUCCUCUGUGCCAGCUGUGUUCGCAGUACUUGGUCCGAGAGGUGACACCAAAUACCUUCCCGGGAGUGUACGAGGCUGCCGUGUUGCUGGACGACACUCAGCUGCUGGCCAGGUGUGGGCAGGAGUUGAUGGUGUCCUCAGACGACGUUUUAGUGUCCCGGGACAUAGGCGUGUUGGGCCGCGCCUCCCUCCGCCACCUACUGCACCACCACCAGCUCGCAGCCUCGUCUGAAACCUUCGUGUUCCGUGCGAUUAUCACUUGGGGUCGGGAGCAAGUUAGAAUGAGAGGUGAGGGAGGAGCACCCAGGACCCCUCACUCUAACUAUCCGCCACCACCACCACCGCCGAAAGUCUCCUCACAAGUGUCAACACCCACACCGGGCAAGGACGAGGACCCGACCAUAAGUCUAAGUAGUAAAGUGAAUCAGUUUCUGCCCCAGGUGAAGAUGAGUGAUCAGGAAGCAACAACUAUGAGUUGUAUUCAGGUCACGGGUGAGUGUGAUGUUGCAGUGAACAUGGACUUGCAGCACAAGAUACCCUCAGUCAAGGGAGAAACCGUCCCCCUGAGGCAGCAUCAGUGGGUGGCAGGCGAGGAAACCACCGGCAGAAGCCUUCGGAAGGUAGUUGAUGAGUUCUUGCCUCAGGUUCGCUUCCUCACUAUGAAGACGGACGAAUUUGUGGAACACGUGCUUCCAUCUGGUGUCCUGACCAGCGAUGAGAGUGUUGCAAUACUCAUGAAUAUUAAAAAUAUUCCUAAUAUUCCCCUGCCAAGGUUUGCAGCAACGAGUGCCAGAGACAAAAGAAAGAGCAAAUUAAAUUCUGCAAAUCUCUUGUUUUGUCAGCAUCACUACGCCAGCAAUGACCAGGAAAUACUUCGUGACUUUCAAGUGUCCACAACAAUAUAUGUAACCCAGCUGACGGCUCCCGGUGUGACCAGUGUGAAAGACACCAUCGUGAAGGUCCUCUCAGCGACUACUUUAGUGGAGGAGGGCCGCUGGCAGGGUAUUGGCUGCAGGUUUGAUCACCCCGUCAAACUGGUGGUCGGUGAGACUUAUUCAGUGGUGGUGGAGGGGGGGUACGGGCCAUGUGCAGGGUGCGAGUGUAGGGUGACGAGUGACCAUAAUGGUACACAGUUCAGCGCCAAGACUCUGGGCCUCACUCCUGUCUUUCUCGAGUACUGGGAGGUCGUUUAGGCACGACAUCUCUUCAGUAAUAUUUGAGUCUUACUCAGCGUUUCCUCAAAUUGAGAGAACACCCUCAACGCUCCCCUCCCCUCUCCUAUCUCUCUCACCCGCCAUUUUUUUUAUACUGGGAGACUUUAUAGAUAGUACCUGCCCUCCAGGCCUAGUAACACUUCAAUCCUCUACAAGUACUGGCCUCGGACUGCCAUACCACGGUCUCCCAUCUUAGCAGCCAUUAUACGCGUUUAUCGUUUCUAGUCUGCAGAUUUAUGCUUAUUGUUAAUAUUACGGUUAUUGGAACUUUUAUCCUUGUGUAGUACAGCUGUUAAGAAAUAUUGUGAAGCUUUGAUAAGCCCGCCAUCGUCAGUAUUACUGUCCACUGUCCAUAAAACGGGUCACUUAAAAAUUAUU
Messenger RNA from Homarus americanus (American lobster), 2544 nucleotides. RefSeq lists its product as uncharacterized. Bases 613 to 2145 code for a protein of 510 amino acids. Gene Ontology annotation, molecular function: protein binding. The record is from RefSeq and is a predicted model, not a curated record. Gene Ontology annotation, biological process: neurogenesis. The transcript has 6 exons. Gene Ontology annotation, cellular component: cytosol; P-body. Lineage: Eukaryota; Metazoa; Arthropoda; Malacostraca; Decapoda; Nephropidae.